This is a messenger RNA of Tachysurus fulvidraco (yellow catfish), 2976 nucleotides long. RefSeq names its product solute carrier family 25 member 46 (gene slc25a46). Gene Ontology annotation, biological process: axon development; mitochondrial fission; mitochondrial membrane fission. The record is from RefSeq and is a predicted model, not a curated record. The transcript has 8 exons. Lineage: Eukaryota; Metazoa; Chordata; Actinopteri; Siluriformes; Bagridae. Gene Ontology annotation, cellular component: mitochondrial outer membrane. The coding region runs from base 117 to 1352 and encodes 411 amino acids.
AUAUAUAACAGAAACCCAGAGCGAACCCGGAAGUAAGACAGGAGGUCAGAGGUUGCAGUUUAGUAUUAGCUUCCAUGCUAACUCUGUAGCAUUGUCCGUACUGUGUCCCAGUAAACAUGACUUCCAGGCGCCCUGACAGCUUCGACGGCUUGGGUUACAGGGGCAGGGAGGAGCCGUCAUACGGUGGAGGAUAUUCAGGAAGGUCGUUUAACAGUUCGUCCAGCGUUGACCUGCAGCACUGGGUCACCACGCCUCCGGACAUCCCGGGCAGCAGAAACCUGCACUUUGGUGACCGCACACCGCAGUCUGAAGCGCCUCCUGCAGCACCUGGGGCUGGAGACGAGCUUCAAACAGCUGCUCCACCAUCCGAUCAGUUGAACAGAUUUGCUGGAUUUGGGAUUGGUCUUGCUAGCCUCUUUACAGAAAACGUUCUAGCCCACCCGUGCAUCGUAUUUCGCCGGCAAUGCCAGGUGAAUUACCAGGCCAGAUGCUACCACCUGUCACCUUUAUCAGCUCUUAAUGUGAUGUACAACGUCUCCAAAUCUCAGGGUCCGAAGGCUUUAUGGAAAGGGAUGGGAAGCACGUUCGUGGUCCAGGGCGUGACCCUCGGGACAGAGGGCAUCAUAAGCGAGUGCACCCCGUUGCCAAGGGAGCUGCCUCACAGAUGGAACCCCAAACAAAUCGCAGGCCACUUUAUUCUGAAAGGUUUAACCCAUGUGGUUGCGUUGCCGUUUUACUCAGCAAGCCUGAUUGAAACUGUUCAGAGCGAGAUCAUUCGGGACAACCCCGGCAUCCUGGAUUGCGUCAAGGAGGGUGUGGGGCGUGUCUUGGGUCUGGGUGUGCCUCACAGUAAACGCCUCCUUCCUCUCUAUACACUGGUCUUCCCUACCGUCCUCCACGGCGUCCUACAUUACAUCAUAAGCUCCAGCGUGCAGAAGCUGGUGUUGUACGUGCUGCAUCGCCGUGGCAGCACGAGCGCGUCAUCCAAACACACUAAAGUCGGCAUGGAGACAGUCCAGAACAUGCUGGACGCCUAUUUCCCAGAGCUGAUCGCUAGCUUCGUUGCCAACCUGUGUGCUGACGUGCUGCUGUUUCCUCUGGAGACGGUGCUGCAUCGCCUGCACGUUCAGGGAACUCGCACCAUCAUCGAUAACACCGACCUGGGCUUCGAGGUGCUUCCCAUUAACUCUCAGUACGAAGGGAUGAGGGACUGCAUAAAUGCAAUACGAAGCCAGGAGGGUCCACUGGGAUUCUACAAGGGCUUCGGGACCAUCGUGAUCCAGUACUCGCUACACGCAACAGUGCUGCAGAUCACCAAGAUGAUUUACUCGACUCUGCUCCAAAAUGCCUGAGAGGGGAAAACAUCACACGCAUCACUAACGGGUCCUUUCUCCUCUCUUGAUUCCAACAAACCACAUUGUUAUUAUUUGAGAAAGCACAUGCAUGAAACUUUGAUGCAUCAUCAGUCGUAAUAUUAGGCUGCUUUCACACCAAGUUGUUUCUUAUUUUUGUGCUGAUUAUCUAAAUCUGCUUACAUUCUCUCACACAAACCCUACAAUCACACCCGCAAUGACUUAGUGAAAAGCGUCCGUCGCUCGUGCUGCAGUUUCUUUCACAACUGUGAAACAAAGUGACGUUUAAACUAAGAUUUUUUUGUCACCACUAUGAAACUUAUAUUAGGACAGGACGGAAGGCGACAAAUGAUUCAUCCGACCGAUCUUACGCCGCAUGCAUGGCUCGACUUUACUUCCGUUUUCCACUCACAACUUUUUUUUUCUUACACUGUUAUUUCACAUUUUUGGUUUGAUGCACAGAAAUGAAAGAACAGGCAUGAGUUCAUCUUAUGGCUGCAUAUAAAACCUUUGGCUAAAUGUUUUAUAUAGACAUGACAGGAAUAAAUAAACCUUGGUAGAGUUUGUUAUAGUCUCUGGUGAGUGUAGACAUGCAAAUAACCAUUGUUUUGCUCAACUAAUAUCGUACGAAGUCUAGCACAUAAAGCUGGAAUUUCAAUUUACAUAUUAACACAGAUUAUAGUGCUUUAUUUCAUUUGUGUUCAGUUCAAUUUCCACAUUAGCAGCUCUCUAUCCUCCAUGUCUGUUUUGCCCCACAAGCUGCGUCAUGAUUAAUUUUGCUUUUAAUCAAGAUUUCAUCUACAAUUACGGAAAAUAUCAAUCUACAGUACUGAUGUCGUCAGAAUGACACCGAAACACAAUUCAAUGACUAAAUGAAACACCAAUUUCCACCACAAAGCUUUUUUUUUUUUUUACGUUCUAUGUCGAUGUUAUUUCCUUUAUAGUAGAUAAUAAUGAAAAGAUUCAGUCUAAUACACAAAGUUUCCAGGAUGUUUCUGGAAAAAGACCUCGGCAGGGGUUAGAAAUUACUUUCAAAACAUUUUCUUCUGAUGGUAAAAUUAAAAAUGGAGUGGAAUGAAUUGGAAAUUUUGUCAUUGAGGUUGAGCUAAAUACAUGCGAUCAUCUGUUUCAAGCAGCACCAUUGUUUCCAUCAGACCAUUAAUAAAAAUGUAAAACCUUAAAAACAUUUAAAAAAAUAAAACCAAAUUUCAAACUUUUGAAGUUAUUUCAACCGUAAUCACAUAAAUAAUGUAAUCCUUUAUUAUAAUGUCAUAAUAGAUUAAAUAUUUAAUAAUAAAAAAAAAGUUGAGGGGAAAAAAAAACCCCAAUGAAGCGGUUUUAAGAUUGAGGAUGAAUCUUAGUGUCAUUUGUUCUGUUGAUUAUCACAGUUGUGUGUGUAGCUUUCUACAUUUACUUUAUCCUCUUUUACUGAUGGAAACUUUGUCCCCGUUUCCAUCUGCUUUCUCCCACAUCACUGCAAGGAUGCAGUAUAAUGCACUGAUUAGGUUUAUUGUGUCAAAGCAGCACUUUGUUUGGAAGCCAAUGUAAUAUUUAGCUGCACUUAACGGAGAAAAUAAUAUGUACAAUAUUGGGUACUGUGAUUAAAAAUAAAUGUAUGUAAGAA